AUGAGGAGGGCUUCCAAUAAGAUCCCAGGUCUGAAAUCAAAUGGUAGCUGGAUCACUAAACCGAAUAAAAUUAAAAGUGAGGUGAUGAGAUUCUUUCGAGAGCGCUUUAGUGACGGAUAUCGGGUUAGGCCUAACCUGUUAUGUGAAAACACUAAGGAAUUUAAGCAAGAGGAGAAGGAGUUGCUAACCAUGCCUUUUUUGAUGGCCGAAAUAAAAGAUGCGGUUAAUGAUUGUGGGGAUGAUAAAGCGCCCGACCCUGAUGGUUUUAAUGUGAAGUUUAUUAAGAAAUUCUGGUAUUUAUUCGACAAAGACUUCAAAGAUAUUAUGGAUGAGUUCUUUGACUGUGGGAAGAUUAGUGUCGGAGGCGGACAUUCGUUUAUAACUCUGGUCUCAAAAAUAAAAGAUCCUGUUGAGCUAAACAACUACAGUGCUAUCAAUCUUAUUGGUAUUAUAAGUAAAGUGGUGUCUAAAGUCCUUGCCAACCGGCUUAAAAAGGUUAUUGGUUCUAUGAUCUCCGAAGUUCAGUCGGCUUUCAUCAAAGACAAUUAA
Helianthus annuus (common sunflower) is the source of this 549-nucleotide messenger RNA. RefSeq lists its product as uncharacterized. The record is from RefSeq and is a predicted model, not a curated record. Bases 1 to 549 code for a protein of 182 amino acids. Lineage: Eukaryota; Viridiplantae; Streptophyta; Magnoliopsida; Asterales; Asteraceae. The transcript has a single exon.